AGAGAUUCUUGAAGAGUGAUAAAUAUGACUCUCACUCCUUCUCUGCAGAAAUGGGAUCCCAGCCUGAAGGUGAUCGCAGAAGGCUAUGCUGCUAAAUGUGUCUGGAACCACAACCCCGAUCUGGAGGAGACCGGAGAGAACCUGUACGCUGGGAACAAACCUCUGGACCACAGAGAAGCUCUGGAGGAAUGGUUUUUGGAGCACCUGAACUACGACUUCAACAACAACAGCUGUGACGAAGACAAGAUGUGUGGGCACUACACGCAGAUGGUGUGGGCGGACACACACAGAGUGGGAUGUGCGAUGCAUGUCUGUAAUGACAUGGAGGGUCUGAACUGGGGGAUGGCGUACUUCCUCGUCUGCAACUACUACCCGGCGGGGAACUAUGAAGGCGAGAGGCCGUAUGUGGAAGGUGACUGGUGCUCCAGGUGUCCUGAAAACCUCCAGAAGUGUGAAAACAACCUCUGUGUUGAUGACACGGUGGAGGAUAUGGAUGAAGACGUAGAUGAGGAAGAAGAAGAAGAAGACGUGACAGAUAUUCCCAUGACUACAGAGCCCUUCCUCCUGCCCGACCAGGAGCUGAAGGAAGAGGAGGCGGUCCUUCCUCCUCCUGCGACUACUGACGCUUACGUCCCGCCUCCGACCACGACUGCUCCGUCACCCGCAGCCACAACCACACCCGAUCCCCCCCGCAUGAACACCGACGCCGCAGACGACUCUGAAGAAGUCCAGGAAGAGAUCGAGAUCGAGAUCACCCCCGCCCCGGGCACAGUGCCCCCGAGAACCCCCCCGACGACGCCGGGACCACAUGAGGAGGUGGACAUAAAGACGGAGGAGGAAGAGGAAGAGGAAGAGGAGGAAGAGGUGGUGGAGGAGGUGAAGGAGGAGGAGGAGAAGAGACAGCCUGCGAGAAAAGCAGAGAUAGACGUGAUUGGGAAAAUAUUCCAGAAGCAGGAAGUUACAAAAAGCUCUGGUUCAGUAUGUUCGUCCUCGGUGCUGCUAGCCGGUCUGAUGAUGAUCCUGAACCUGAGGCUGUGAGGAGGAGGAAGACGACGAUGAUGAAGAGGAGGAGACAAUAAGAUCACCUCACCUCGCCACUCUCGCAUUGACUGCACACGACCUUGUUAAUCCACCCUGAGGUAACAAACAGCUUCCAGUCGCUCAGCCCGUCCACUUAAACGGAUCCAUUAACCCUUCACAGUAAUAAUCAGGACUCAGCUGCAGCUCUCUGAACGCCCUCCUGUAGUCCGGGACGAGAAGUGGAGCAAACAACGUGUGCAAAAAACCCCUGCUACCAAAACACACGAAUAACACCGCCUGAUAGUCCACGAGCAAUAAACGUUGUCUUUGUAUAAAAAGAGACAAACUUACAUCAUCAGUCCAAACCAAGUCAGGAAAAUACUGCAGAAUAACAAACACUGAUCAGUCUCAUGGCAGGAGUCAGGAGGUUAGCCUAGCUUAGCAUAAACACUGUAAGCAGAGGGAAACUACAAGCCUGGCUCUUUGAUUCUACGAACACCUGAAACAAUUUAAGAUGUACUUACAUUUAGAAAGUGUGGCGCCCCCUGCUGUCAGCUGAGAAAUGAAGAGGAGUCAUGUGGAGAUUUGAACUCUAGGUUUAGUCGCACGGUCUCAUCCGGCGUUGGCGUGGGUUUCUACUAGAGAAGGGAACCGAAAACCGGUUCCAAGUGAUUCGAUUCCUGGGAAUCGUUUGUUUGCGUGCCUAACGAUUCCACUUAUUGGAAGUGUAUUUUGGUUUAGAACUUUUCCAACAUGGCGUCGAGGCAGAAGCACUCCAGAGUUCGGCUAUACGUGAAAAGAUGAGACCGGGGCGAGUUGCAACACUUGCAAAGCUUUCAUUUCUUCAAAGGGGGGGAUACUUCCAAUAUGCAGAAACAUUUGUCCUCCCAGCAUGCAAUUCAUCUGUGGAAAUGUAACGUGUUUGAUACGCUACUUAGCGAAGGUGAGUCUCAUCCAGGUAAAAGAAGGGGCGGAGCUAACGUCACGGCGUCGCCUGCUCUUAAUGUCCAAGGUAACGAUAAACUCCUCCAGGUCCUCUGUUGUGUUUAUGUUAGCUCCCUGUUCCCCUCCUUUCACCACAUGAGUUCUCUCCAGCUCCUGAAAUCCAACUUUAGAUGACGAUGACUGUCAGAGUCAUGCUAGCUCAGAGGGUUGGCUCUCACACCGGCUCAGAGGCUGCAGCGGGUAGCUUUCACGCAUCUCUAUGAACCCCUUUCAUCGAGGCAGGGAAGACUAGACUGACAGAGGCCAGGAGAAAUGAGUUCAUGGAGCAGUGACCAGGUCUGUGGUUCAGGGUUUACACCCUGUUGCCACUGUAGAUGCCUCUGAGCUUUGGUAGGUUCAUUUACUGCAUAGUUAUCUCCUCAGGUGAAAUCUAGAGCGAUCAGAGUUGCAUGUUGUUUUAACCGGUGUAGUUAUGGAUCAUUGUUCCCUUGUUUUCUGUAGGGAGAUGAUAAAGACUCUCAACUCUAAACACCAAAACACUCCAAACAAACAAACAAACACAAACAAACAAACCCAUUUGUAUUAUUUCAUUCCCUCAUCCAAUGAGAAUCUAAAUUCUUAUCAGUUCCCAUCCCUACUUUCUACAUCGGCCGCAUCCACCAAGUGACGUCCAAGUUAUCUGGACUUAAAGGCAGAUGUGAUGCGUUAGUGUGUUUCACAGCUCUCUCUGCAGGAGCUGCGCUUCAAUCCAGAUGAACUGAGCUACGUCUGUCGAUGCCGUCGCCUUCAUGACGCUCCUUUCCUCGUUUCCUGAAGACAGAAAUCGUGUCGAUGAACGAAGAGUUAGGAUUUGCUCAUGCCUCUUUUUUCUCAGCUGAGAGCUUCGUAACAAAAAUCCUGCAAAAACACCGUCAGAAAGUUAGCAGUCAGUGUCGAGGAAUUCAUGCAUUAACUUCCUAUAAAUCUCAAAAAUGACGACACCUAUUUACCUUGUUCUGUGUCGGCAACAUCAAUUCAAAAUGUAAGAUGUCCUUAAUCUGUAGCUUCAGUUUCCACAAGCAGAGAUAACUUUAUCUGCAAGACACCAGAGCCCAGCUAUAUCAUAUGUUGUAGUUCACAAUUCCACCACUAGAUGUCACUGUUGUUACUUUACACUCGCUUUAGACAUCUUACCGUAAUACUUGUGUCAUGUUUUACGUAUGUUUACGUUGCUGAAACAAACGUCACAUUAAAAACAAAGCUUUUCACUGAUUGGACGAGUGAAAACGUCAUUUCCAAGACGUAUUUUUUGGUUAGCUUGGGCGUUAGCAUGAGGCUGAUAUCUGCACGGUGCAGCUAAACAAUGAUACAACUUAGGUUAGGUCAGCUUAUGUCUUAUAAUCACAAACAAGCCAACAAGGCUCUGAUUGGUCGGUUGAAAAGGCGGGAAAAGAAAUGAUGCCAAAAUAAAUAAGUAAAUAAACCAGGCUAGCUCUUUCCCUUUGCGUCCAUACUUUGUGCUAAGCUAGGCUAACUGUAUUCGAUGUCUGACUUUGGACUGUAAGCACACUUUCACCCUCCUGCCCAACCUGAGGUUCACCGCUAAGUAUUCCUUUAACGUGAGAGCAGACUGAGGUGAACAAGCAGCAUUAAGCUCCUCCCUCUCAGUGAGGUGUCCUUAUUUAACGCACCUUCACCUGAGAGGGUUCUUCAGUUCAUCAUGAAGUCGUGCUGAUGAAUAAAACCAGAACCACGAGGCUUCACAGCGUGAGAUGUUCGGCCCCGGACGGUGCGGCGUCCUCUCCUUGAAGUCUCUUUUUAUUUAGUGAUGUCAGAGAAACCGAGCUGCACGCCGCGCUGAAUCCAAGCAGGGCGUGUCGUGAAGAGAGGCGGGGCUCUCUGUGUCCGCAGGGUGGGGGUGGAGUCAGUGAAAUAUUUACAGGAUCAUCUCAUGUGGAAACAAAGCUCUGUGAAGACAAAGGAAAGAAGUGGGAGACAUGUUUAUUGUGUUUGUAGUGUUUGUAGUAAACGCAGGAGGACUGACGCUGAGUGUUUGUGUGUCAAACUGACGACCCUGCUUCUUCUUUCUCUUUAAUAUAUAUAUAUAUCUACUGUUCUUCAUUUACUCUCAGACUGGAGCUUCAACUGGACAGAGUCUUAAUAAUUUACAGUAUCUGUGUUACACUGUCGUAGAUAUCAGGAAUCACCGUAACUAUCUUCAAUAACUUUAGCAAUGAUUGAUGUAAAUGUCUGUAUAUAAGAUUAAUAAAGAAAUAAACUGAGCUUCUCCUUC
Molecule: messenger RNA, 4237 nt
Organism: Notolabrus celidotus (New Zealand spotty)
Lineage: Eukaryota; Metazoa; Chordata; Actinopteri; Labriformes; Labridae
Product: peptidase inhibitor 16-like
Exons: 5
Coding region: 25-1038 (337 amino acids)
Cellular component (GO): extracellular region
Source: RefSeq, a predicted model, not a curated record